Messenger RNA from Xiphophorus hellerii (green swordtail), 3286 nucleotides. Its product is annotated as hydroxycarboxylic acid receptor 2-like. NCBI's taxonomy places the organism in Eukaryota, Metazoa, Chordata, Actinopteri, Cyprinodontiformes, Poeciliidae. The transcript has 3 exons. Gene Ontology annotation, molecular function: G protein-coupled receptor activity. The record is from RefSeq and is a predicted model, not a curated record. Gene Ontology annotation, cellular component: plasma membrane. Gene Ontology annotation, biological process: G protein-coupled receptor signaling pathway. The coding region runs from base 1438 to 2517 and encodes 359 amino acids.
UAAAAAUUGCAAAAUUCCCAAGUUGCUGGUGGUGCUCCCCAAGGCUCCAUGUAUUAUACUUGGGGGUCUCCAGGUAAACCUCCAAGUACUUAGGUACUGUCCUGCAGGUUGUAGUUGCAACUCCACUCCCUCAUCGCUGGUGUUCAAACGCUUCAGAGCAAAAAUGAACCCUCUGGUUGCAUCAAGUCUUUCUGAACUAAUGGCUGCUCAGACAGGCGGAAGGUCGCCUGCAUUAUUACCAUCAAUAUUACACGUUUAGCAGGUUUUAUUAGGUUAAAUAUUUGAGAAUCAGCUUUAAAUCACCAACAGAAUAUGUUGAUUCUUUUAAAUCCUCCUGCCAGCUGACUCAACUCACACAUUGGCAAUUUUUGUGUUGUCAAACUUCCUCAAAUCUUAGGACAUAAUCACGAGCAAGAGUUCAACUGAUUUCCUAAUCCUGUGUCAAAGUUUGACAGGUCAGCAAUGACACCGUAGAGAUUUCAGCAACUUGGAAUAAGACAGGAACUGUGAUUCAAAAAACACGUGAGCUGAAAAAAAACCCCCUCCAGAUUUGGUUACUGUUAUUAUUAUUGGCAUUAUUAUUUUAGGUACUUUGAUAGACACAGAUUACCACAAAACAAGUAAAAAGAGAACAAUGGCCAGAAGAACAUGUGUUUUGAUGAGGCUGGUCAGAUUAAAAGUAACGUUUAAGCAACUAUUAAGCAUAUUUUUCAUUACGCCCACAUUUGUGAAUUGAAAACAUUUGAUACAUUUAAUCUUAAAUGUCUUGUUUCCAUUAAUGUGAAGUGGAAAUCUGUUGUGGCGAACAAAAACAAAGGCGUGGCAACAACAGUCUGUGUGUGAUUACAGCGGUUGUCAUUCGCUGAAUCUAGCUAAUGAAAUAGGACAAUUUCAUAAAAAUAUUCAAAUUUAUUAAAUAUAACUGCAGUUGUGGUGUAGUGUGGAGAAAAAAAAAGAAGAAAAAUGUCUCUAAUCUGCAGUAAUUCUGACAACCACAGAAUUUUGCCGUAUAAAUUCAAAUCGGGAUUAAAACAAUCACAAAAUCAAACUGUUGCGUUUUUAAAAAUAGCUGAUCAAUUAUUUUUGUUGAAACCACAGAUUUUAUCAGCUCAAAAAGUCUUCGAUCGUACGGAAGGAUCAACUUAAAUGUUGUAAUGUCUAACAGGAAUCUGUGCCAGAAAAGAGUUUGUUUCUUCUUUUCUUUUUUUUUAAAACUCUUUUGUGAAAUAUAUUACAAAAUGUUUUAUUUUCCCCCCCAGGCUGCGUCUGUCACUUUUUACUUCUCAAAACGUAACCGGGCAGCCAAACAGGAACAUCUCCCCCCAACCCCUCCCAGUAGAAGCUAUAAAUACACCAGUGAAGGUCAUUCAUCCAUCCAUAUCUUCCUGCAGCUCUUUAUGAAUGAAACGGUUCUACUGUCUAGUGUUAUUUUGAAAAAUGGCCCCACAACCAAACUUCACCACAGUUUCAAACCUCACAACUCCUGUCCCUGGGGGUGGUGGAUGCCCGCCUGUCGGCAUCCAGCUGGAGGGCCUCAUCAUGCCUCCGGUCCUCAUCAUCGACGUCAUACUGGGGCUCAUAGGAAACUUGGUGGCGCUAUGGAUCUUCUGGUUUAAGUUGAAGGCCUGGAACCCCAACACCCUGUUCCUCUUCAACCUGGUCAUCGCUGACUUUUUUGCCCUGGUGAGUCUGCCCCUGAGGAUCGAUGCCUUGCUCAGGGGCCACUGGGUGUUUGGAGAUGGCAUGUGCCGGAUAAACCUCUUCCUGAUGUUCUCCAACCGGUCGGCCAGCAUCGCACUCAUGACCGUGGUGGCAAUUUACCGAUACUUCAAGGUGGUCCACCCUCAUCAUCGCUUCAACCGCAUGACCAAGCGGCAGGCUGCAUUUGUCUCAGCAUUCGUCUGGCUGUUGGUGAUCAGUCCUCGGGUUCCCAUGCUGGCCUACAACCACCUCAAGGGUAAAGGCGAGAAGACCCAAUGCUUCUUCUUUACAUCCUACAAAGAGGCAUCCCGCGGCAUCAUCAUCCUGGUUAGCAUGCACCGUAUUUUGACGGUGGUGGAGUUCAUCAUCCCCAUGGCCAUGCUGCUGUUCUGUUCCAUCCGAAUCUCCAGCUUCCUGAAGCAGAGGCAGAUGGGAAAACCUGACAAGGUGCGCAAGGCCAUGAGAAUGUGUGCCGCCAUCGUGGCUGUGUUCAUCGUGUGCUUCCUUCCCACCACGGUGACCACGAUCGGUGUGUGGGUCAUCCGCUCCUACCGGCCAUGGGACUGCGCCGCUUUCUACACCUUUACUCAACUCACCAUUGUGUCGUUGGGCCUAAACUUCCUGAACUCGGCUCUGGACCCUAUCGUCUAUAUCUUCUCCAGCUCUAUGUUUAGGAAGGCGCUCUUGGGACUCGUACCCUGUAGAAAGAAUGAGGGCCAGAACACAGAGUCCUCAUCGGGAACCCAAAGCACCUCCCAGCGGGAGCUGAAGUCCUUAAGGACUGAUAGGGGCAGUGAAGCCAAGCCAUUGCAAUGAGCAAGACCCCAGUUGUAGUGACAGAACAAUAGCUUUGAUUUUAUAUAGCUAAACCUAGUAAAAAACUUAAUCUAAAGGUUCCUCUACAAACAGCUCCAUCCCGUUUGACAAUCAAGUCAAUGUCUUUUUUCAUAAAUACCACACUGACUAACAAUGAUUAGACUGAAACUACACAGCCCAAGCUUAGCUUUUCCCCAGUUUUAUUGUGAUGCUGAGUGUUGAGAUUAGUAUACCAGCUUAAGGACCUGGGAUUUGGAGCAUGUGAGGCAUUUUUGGACACAAGAAUUGACAUCCUAAAAAUGGUAACAUCCUGGCAAAUAAAAAUCUCCAUAGGGGACAGUCAGGUGACCUCUCAGACCCAAUGAUCGGUUGUUGUUCUUUAAAGACAAGUAGCAGGAACUAAUACACGACUGUCGUGCAUCAAUUUAUGGUCCAUGCUGUAUGAAAAAGGUAGUUACUCAAGAAGGAGCUGUGUGGCAGUUGAUGACAUACCAGGGUUUCCAGGAACACGGUGGGUUGUCCUCACAAUCAGUCCCAAAGUGCUGUCAUCAAAUCUCUGCUGCCACUGUUGAGGGAGCAUUUGGCCAAAAAACACACACAGGGAGCCAACAAGAACUGUCACAGCUCCAUGACGCUACUUAAAAACAAUGCAUGACUCUUUUAUUUCUGUUAUUUUGAAAUAUAUUUUGUCUUUUGUAAAUUUCACAUAAUAUAUCUUGUAUUUUUUGUUGUGUACAAUCAUGAAGGAAAAAACAGUUAUUAAAUUCUU